This is a messenger RNA of Anopheles funestus (African malaria mosquito), 5584 nucleotides long. RefSeq names its product cytochrome P450 4c3-like. The annotation marks the transcript as partial. NCBI's taxonomy places the organism in Eukaryota, Metazoa, Arthropoda, Insecta, Diptera, Culicidae. Gene Ontology annotation, molecular function: monooxygenase activity; iron ion binding; oxidoreductase activity, acting on paired donors, with incorporation or reduction of molecular oxygen. The transcript is spliced from 4 exons. The record is from RefSeq and is a predicted model, not a curated record.
UCCGGCUUUUUUUCCUUUUAUGGGUCAGAACUCUUCAACCGUAUUAUUGCUUCCCGUAAACUAUAUGGAAGACGGCAAGGUAUCACUCGGAUCUGGAAUGGGAUGACACCUUACGUACUUAUAUCUCAGGCGCAAGCAGUCGAGAAGAUUCUCAGUAGUACGAAAAACAUUGAGAAGGGUCGUGACUACGAAUUUCUACAGCCCUGGCUCGGUACCGGUCUGCUGACAAGCCCCGCCAGUAAGUGGCAACAUCGUCGGAAGAUCCUAACUCCUACGUUUCACUUUCGCAUCCUGUCGGACUUUGUGGAGGUGUUCAACAAACAGUCGACGGUGUUGGUGGAGAAGCUAGCGCAGGAGGUAGACAACGUGGAGGGGUUCGACUGUGUGCGCUACAUCACACUCUGCUCGCUGGAUAUUAUAUGCGAAACUGCUAUGGGAUGUCCAGUGUACGCACAGCAACAAUCCAACUCUGAAUACGUUAGAGCUCACGAGAAAAUUGGACAGAUAAUGCUCAAUCGGCUGCAAAAGCUCUGGUUACAUCCGGACUUUAUCUUUCGCUGCACUCAGCAAUAUCAGGAACAGCAAAAGUGUCUGGACAUUUUGCACAAAUUCUCCUACCGCAUGAUCACGGAAAGGCGUUCCAUCAUUCAGGGUGGUCUCAAAGAAUCGGAUCUCCUGGUGGACGGGAACAAUAACAGUGAAGCGGUAGAAUCUCUUCAACUCUCCACGACGGGUCGUAAGCAACUCGCAUUUCUCGAUCUCCUCAUCGAGGCGUCCGAUGGUGGACGAGUACUUUCCGAUAUGGAUAUACGGGAGGAAGUGGAUACGUUCAUUCUCGGUGGACAUGAUACGACCGCUACCUGCAUUUCGUGGACAUUAUUCUUGCUCGGGACGGAACCUUCCGUACAGGAAAAGGUGCUGGAAGAGAUCGAACGUGUUAUGGGUGGUGAUAGUGAACGGUGGCCAACAAUGCGCGAGCUGCACGAGAUGCGUUAUCUGGAGGCGUGCAUUAAGGAGGGACUUCGGCUGUAUCCAAGCAUCCCGAUCAUUGGACGACGCUUGACGGAGGAUGUGCGACUUGCCGACCAUGUGCUACCGGCGGGCACGAACGCCGUCAUAGUCGUCUACCAGCUACACCGUGAUCCGGCCGUCUUUCCCAAUCCGGAACGCUUCAAUCCAGAACAUUUCCUGUCGGAUGCGGCGGACGCUAGCUCCCGGCAACCGCGUCAUCCCUUCGCUUACAUCCCAUUUAGUGCGGGACCACGCAAUUGCAUUGGGCAAAAGUUUGGUGCACUGGAGGCGAAGGCAGUGCUCGCGUCCGUCCUGCGACAGUAUCGUGUUGAAGCGGUCGAUCGCCGGGAGAAUCUUACGCUCUACGGUGAGCUAGUACUUCGCUCCAAGGGUGGAUUAAAAAUACGCAUCACAAAGCGUAAAUAAUUUUAUAGCAAGUGUUUUGCAGGAUGUGAUUUAAUUACUAGAGAUUUAUAGUUUAAGUGCAUUUAGUACAUUUUUUUUCACUAUUUUUAAUAGCGCAAAUGUAGGCAGUAGGAACGAGAAAACAUCAUCAGUAAAGCCUUUCCUAUGUAUGUCUGUAAAGACUUCUUAUUUGGCACUAUAAUCUCUAGAUCUUUUUUGACUUGUCUGUCAGAUCUAGACUUUGUUCCCCAAUUGCUUCUGAAAAAUAGAGUGGAAGAAUAAUUCAGAUCGACCAAGAGAACAUUUUCUCAAUCUCAAACAAUUAAUACAAAUUUAUAAAAUUAUGAAAAGAAAAUUUUUUCGUACACAAUAUACUCCUCAUAAUAAAAAAAAAUAGUGUCAACCAACAUAUGGUGAGAUCAACUCCAAAGGCAAUACCGUAUUUUUCUUCUUCAUUUUUUUAAAGAAUACAAAUUGAAAGAAGUUCAAUACAGUGGAGCACCGAUUAUUAGGGUACCUUUUAUCCGGCUGUCUCAUUAUCCGUGCAGCUUCUGAAAUGACAGCUUCAUAUGGAAUCCACCCAUGUCUUUUUUUAAUGCAUCAGCAUUUUCCAAGGAACAGUAUGUACACCGUGUAUAAGAGUAAUAGAUUUCUGGAAAAAAUGACUAUUGUUGAUACCAUAUUUUCAUUGGCUCAGACUUGAGAGGUUCCGGAUGUAACUCUACUUCGGUCUUAAAACUUCGGAAAUUGAAGAAUUGUAUAAACCAAGGAUCGGAAGGAUCUUCAAAAACUAUCAUGUUUGGAACAUAUAGGCGAGGAAAGCGCAUAGAAGUGGAUAAUUAAUAGAUUCUAAUUAUCCUGGAUACGAAUUCAAAAGCGACACAGGUAUUUUUAUAGAAACAACAUUCAAUAUGAACGAUGAAUCUAAUUCAGAAUCAGAAGAUGAGUGACUGAAAAACCCCUAUAGAAUUCAACUCUGCAAAAUCAUAUGCUGAUGAGUUGUUAGAAUUCAUGGACAGCAAGGACAGCUAGGAAAAAUAAGAGAAAAUAUUAAACUGUAUUAUAUAAACGCAAACAUUGUAAAUCUUUUAUCCGUGCUCUUCGAUUAUCCGGCCACCAUUAGGUACAACAUGCCCGGAUAAUCGGCGCUCCACUGUAUUAAAAGAAAAAUGUUUGACAUUUGCUAACGUCUGUUACCCUUUAAUUGUAAGUGUACUUGUUUAUCUUUUACAUUCAACUAUCAGAUCAAGUCCAGUGGUUGUCAAGCCAAAUUGCAUGAAACUUGUAUGUUUGGCCGUUUGGCUUAAAAAAAUGCAUAUCAAACUUUAUAAUCGGCGGAAAAAACAUUCUAGUACCAAACAGUUGGAGAAUGGGAUACCGCAAGGUGUUGUCCUUGCUCCAACUCUGUUUCUUAUAAGCAUAGAGUUCAUUUUAAAUAGAAGAAUUUCACAUAGAAUCCAUAAGGUCCAUUUUUUGUGGAGUCCAUUUUACGUAGAAGAAUUUUACAAAACGAAAUAAAUGGUUUACGUAAAUGGUCUACAUCAAGUGAAUAUGAUAUCGCCCCUGCAAAAUGUAAAAUAUUGCAUAUUUGUGAAAUUCGGCACAAUAAGACACCUACAUUAAUUAAAUUUAGAAACAUCACCAUCCCAAAUGUUCGUAAAGCAUCAAUCUUAGAUAUUAUCCUCGACUCUAGGUUGACUUUUUCAGCUCAUUGCGCUCACACAUUAAGUUGACUUAGAAAAAUUGUAUUAUUCUCUUUAAAAUAAUAGGAUGCGGCAAAUGGAAGCUUUCAUCAAAAGAGCUAAGGAUUCAUGGUUUGAUCUCACAAGUCUACAAAUCCUCCAGAUCACCAAAUAACCUCGAACUGGAAAUCGUCCCUAGAAUCACAACCAUCCUAUAGUCGACUGGUCGAUGAAACGGUGUCUUCAAGCUGAAGUGAAUUCUACUACAGCAAACCAAUUCUUCAAAGAAUUGAGAACGGAAAAGUACAAUCAACAUCAUCACAUCUAUACGGACGGAUCUGCCAUAGAAAACGUAAGAUAUAAAGACCUAUACGUUCAGAUUCUCGACGUCAAACAUAUCCUUCAGCUGGGUUCCAAGUCAUGUAGGAAUAAAAGGGAGACGUAUUGGCAAAAAUGGAUGAGACACUAUCUAACGAAGAUAAAAAUGAAAGAAAGAUACUAUCCUUUCUAAGGAAAAUAGGAAUUUACGAUCAAAUCUAAUGGAUAAUAUAUUUCGCACUGUAACUGAAUAUAACUGAAUUCGAUGUAUAUGUAACCUAAAAAAAUCGUAGAAUAAAGAGGUGAAGCCAGCCAUAAAAGGCUCAAACCUCUAUAAUUUCAAUAAAAAAAGAAAAAAAAAUAAAUAAAUAAAAUAAAAUAACAUAAAAUAAAAAAAAUAAAAAAAUAAUAUAAAAGAAAAUAAAAUAAAGUAAAACAAAAAAAAUAAAUAAAAAAUAAAAAUAAAUAAAUAAAAAAUCAAAUCAAAUAAAAAAAAAUCAAAAAAAUAACAUAAAAUAAAAAGAACAAACUUUACAACGCGAUUUCGAUCUACGCUGAAAAAAUACGUUAAUUUUUUGACACAAAAAAGAUAAAAUACAGACAAUUUUCCCACUGCCAAACAAUGGCCAAACAGUUUAUGAGAAUUUUCGGAAUCACUUACCGGUCACAAGAAGAGGAUAUUACAAAAAUUGAUAAAAGGAAGCAAAUGAAGUGACACGUUGACGAAGUGUCAACGCAAAAUGCCAAGAAGAUCUGACAAACGCUUGCGCAUCCUUCAUCGCACGCUAAGCUUUAAUGUUAAAGCAUUUUUACGCAUUUAAUAGAUAAUUAAACAUGCUUCUUACCUGCUUAUAGAACGCCGAUAGAGAAUAUCGAAUUGAGAAUGGAAGUUUGAUAGAGAAUGACCUUGUAGAAGCACGUGAAUUUUGCAUAUACACUGAUCACAAGCCACUGAUAAUCGCAUUUUAGAAAUAAUGAGCCAACACUACAGAACAACGCCGAUUCUAUUUCAUCAGCGAAUUCACUAAAGACAUUCAUCUUAUUUCUGGAUAGAAAAAAAAACAAAAUCGCAAAUAUGUUGCGCAGGAACGCAACUAACAUAGGAAGCGAUCGAUUACCAACACAAUUGCAAAAACUUGACCGCACUGAACGACACUAAAAACACUGCUUUACCUACACCCACACGCACAUACAUUGAGCAGGAUUGAGCGCGAUCAACACACAACACGAUCGACUACUAACACAAAAGCUUUUAACGCACCUUGCGACACUGAAACAUUUCUCUCUCUCUAAAGCAUGCACACACUAACACAUCAUUAGACACCGAAUGAAUGAACUAUGUCCGGUAAAAGGACGCCACUUUUUUGGGGACGCCGCCGCCAUUGCAAAUUUCAAACUUUUCAUACGCGUGCCGCACAGAAAAUGAAUUAUAAAACGAAAACUGCACAACAUAUUAUACAAUUAAGCACAAAAAUUGCAAGCAUUUCACACUCUUUAGCAUUUAAUAAAAAAAAAAACUAAAAUCAUUCACUACAAGCACACUACACACUAAGGCAUACAAGCGUACCAGAACAAAGGCUUUACCACGUGCUUUCACUCACUAAAUAGUUAACUAAAAGCUAAUGAAAUAAUUAUUGAUUAUUGAUACAUUCUGAUCAGGGCGGAUAAUUCGAGUUCGAAACGUUUCAAAAAGUAUCUUUAAAACACUAGCAAUAAAUCACUUCCGAACAAAAGCCUUACCACGCGCAAGCUAAUGAUUGAAUAGAAAGAGUACAUCGACCUUUAAAAACUGCAACCAUUGUGCCACAACCGUAAGCGUUGGAGAUUUAGGUGCGACCGCGACCGAGUUUAGAACAAGACUGCGUAAGCCGGGAGAAUUUGUUUCGUUAUCAGUAACACGCACUUACACACAAGAUUUGCAAUCUUCUGCAGCGAGAGAAAUUAACUAAUGAGCGAAGAUAAAUGCACACACUAACACAGCGCCGUUGCAAAAGCAUUACCGUACACUGAAAUCGCACGCAUCUAUCGUUACGUAUCGAUGCCCGAAGCGAUCGACACGAACACACACCUUCUUACGGCGGACCGCGCUUAGAAUAGCUUAAGAGCAAAGACUUUCUUCAUUAGUGUUAGAGGCCGUAUGUAUAGACGCAUUUAGAACCACUAAUCGC